This is a messenger RNA of Yamadazyma tenuis ATCC 10573, 3054 nucleotides long. The record is from RefSeq and is a predicted model, not a curated record. Lineage: Eukaryota; Fungi; Ascomycota; Pichiomycetes; Serinales; Debaryomycetaceae.
CAAUCUCCAAAUACUUAUUCCUCUUAUAAAUGGCAUUAGAACAAUCCUUAGCGGCUUUAUCAUUGGCCACCGUAUCCAGUGAGUCGGCCACUCCCACGAAGACUUUAGUUUUCAAACCAAAGACCGCAAAGACUGCCACCCCUGUUCCUGUGAUAGUGUUUGCUCUUCAAUCAACUCAAACUCCUUCCAAUGUGAUUGCCAAAGCUGCUGGAGUUAAGGAACCAAGAUUGGCCAAAGAAGACUUGAUCCAAGAGUUCUUUGCUACGUCUCCAAAGGAAUUUUCCAUUGCUAAUUUGAACAAAGAUUCAGCUGCAAAGGUCAAGUUUGUGAUCGAUGAGAGCAUCGUUAAGGCACCUGAGGACACCGUUUUGGAGUUGUCUACUGAGAGCUCCAAAGCUUCUUUACCAGCUAAAAUUGUUGUGUCAUUCUUGGAAUCCAUUGGCGUUGAUUUGAUUGCUGUCGACUUUUCAGCUGAUGAAUUGACUGAAGUAGCUCCAAAGAAGGAAGUCAAGAAGAAGGAUAAGGAUGCUGCUAAAAUCGAAGAUGCCAAGUUGAUUGGUAUUAACGUGGACAAGGCCAAGGACUUUUCUACCUGGUAUUCGCAAGUUGUCACUAAGGGUGAAAUGUUGGAUUACUAUGAUGUUUCCGGAUGUUACAUUUUGAGACCAAACUCCUACUUUGUCUGGGAAACCAUUCAAGACUGGUUCAACAUUCGCAUCAAGAAAAUGGGGGUGAAGAACUCGUACUUCCCAAUGUUUGUUUCUUCUAGAGUUUUGGAAAAGGAAAAAGACCAUAUUGAAGGGUUCGCUCCAGAAGUUGCUUGGGUUACUCGUGCUGGUAGUUCCGAAUUGGAAGAACACAUUGCCAUUAGACCUACUUCUGAAACCGUUAUGUACCCAUACUACAGCAAGUGGGUUAGAUCUCACAGAGACUUGCCUUUGAAGUUGAAUCAAUGGAACUCUGUGGUCAGAUGGGAAUUCAAGCAUCCUCAACCAUUUUUGAGAACCCGUGAAUUCUUAUGGCAAGAAGGACACACUGCCCAUUUGACCCGGGCUGAAGCCACUGAAGAAGUUGAUCAAAUCUUAGACUUGUACGCGGGAAUCUACGAAGAAUUGUUGGCGGUUCCAGUGAUCAAAGGUAAGAAAACCGAAAACGAAAAGUUUGCCGGUGGAGACUACACCACCACUGUUGAAGGGUAUAUUGCAGCCACUGGUAGAGGUAUUCAAGGAGCUACUUCUCACCAUUUGGGUACCAAUUUCUCCAAGAUGUUUGAUAUUUCUGUUGAAAAUCCUGAAGGUGCUGAUAAGCCCAAGGUAUUUGCUUUCCAAAACUCCUGGGGUUUGUCCACCCGUGUGAUUGGUGUGAUGGUUAUGACUCACUCGGAUAACAAGGGGUUGGUCUUGCCUCCUCGUGUUGCUCAAAACCAAGUGGUGGUGAUUCCCGUUGGUAUUACCUCCAAGACUACAGACGAAGAAAGAAAAGCUAUCAACGAUGGGGCUGCCAUCAUUGAAAAGAGAUUGAAGUAUGCUGACAUUAGAGCUCUUGGUGACUACAGAGACAUCUAUUCGCCUGGUUGGAAGUUCUCCGACUGGGAAUUGAAGGGUGUCCCAUUGAGAGUCGAAUUUGGUCCUAAAGACAUGAAACAAGAACAAGUUACUGUGGUCAGACGUGAUAACGGAGAAAAGAGCGUGGUCAAGUUGGCUGACUUGGAGAAGCGUAUUCCUGAAGUGUUGGACCAGAUUCAGUACAGCUUAUUGGCCAAUGCUCGUAAGGAAUUUGACGAACACAGAGUCAUUGUCAACGAAUGGAAGGACUUUGUGCCUACCUUGAACGCCAAAAACGUCAUUUUGUCCCCAUGGUGUGGAGAUGCUGACUGUGAAGACGAUAUCAAGGAUUCCUCUGCUAAGAAGGAUGAUGGAGAAGAUGAAGAAGUGGAUGAAAAGGCCCCAUCGAUGGGAGCCAAGUCCUUGUGUAUUCCAAAGGAACAGCCUACUUUGAAGGAGGGCCAGAAGUGUGUCAAGUGUGACAGAGCUGCCGUAAAUUACUGUAUGUUUGGAAGAUCUUACUAAUUAAUAUAUAUAACUUGUACAGUGCUAGUUUUUGUACUGAUCCCAGAACGGCAGUUUCUCCAACUCUUGUGUCAGAAUGCUACACACCACUGUGUGAUGAUCUUCUCUAACCAAAUAAUACACCUCUUUAAGCUGCAACUCUUUGACAUACUCCAACACUUUAUGAUAAUUAAGGCCUAUCUGCUUCAUUCCAUGAGAGUCAUCCGACAAACAGAACCGCCCCCCGUGAUCCAAGAUGGCGUGGGCUAUCACCGGCUUGGGGUACGGCGUGGCCCAUCCUUUCCUUAUAGCAGCCGAAUUUAACUCGAAUAAUCCACCAUAACUGGCUGCCAAUUCAAUGUUCUUAACGAUCUGGGCCCAAACUUCAGGCCAGUCAGUCUCCAUGUCUAUAUUCAUCACAUUCUUGCCAGUUGUUGGGUCUACAUCAUCCUGAGGCUGAAAGAGACUUAUCAAGUCAAAAUGUCCCACCACAUCAGGCUUAAGCUUGUCUAUCAUAGUAUGUUGCAUCUCAUAAUACCGCUUGUACAACUCUCGGGACGUCUUCAGGUCCGUGUGAUCCCGGGCCUUUCGCCACAAGUCCUCGUCAAAGUCAAUGGGUUCACCCAACGCAUGGUGAACAGACCCUACUAUCAUGUCAAACCUACUUUUUAACUUUACAGCAUGUUCAAUAUGGUCCAAGUCUGCUCCUUCGACCUCGAACCCCACUAAUAUCAUCAUCUUAUCCUUGUACUCGAGCUGCAAGCGGCGGGCAUGGGUUUCAUAUUGCUCAAAUAUGGUGUUUAGUGUCUUACAAUCAUAGCCCUUAACAAUCUCUUCUGGGUACAUGUACUUGGAGUCAAAUCGGGGCAUGUGCUCCGUUAAGCAGAACUGGGUAAACCCCAUGACAUAUGCCUUGGCCACCACCAGGUCCAAGUCGUCCACCGCGUGGCUGACGUACAGUCCACUGUGUGAAUGAUGUGAAUGCAUUGUGGUGGAGGUGAGUUGC